Phytophthora sojae is the source of this 585-nucleotide messenger RNA. RefSeq lists its product as hypothetical. NCBI's taxonomy places the organism in Eukaryota, Oomycota, Peronosporomycetes, Peronosporales, Peronosporaceae. The record is from RefSeq and is a predicted model, not a curated record. The annotation marks the transcript as partial. The transcript is spliced from 2 exons.
GACAGCGCGCGCCCGGGCGGCCCCACGACCAUGGACGUGCUCAUGGCGUGGAUCAUCAAGCCGGAGAACGCCAAGCGCUGGCGCUCCGAGUCGCGCGCGCCGCUGAUCCGCGAGAUGCUGGCCGUCAUGCACGGCGAAGGGCUGGUGCACCGCAACCCGCAGUUCGUGCGCGCCAAGCUGACGACCCUCGAGAAGAAGUUCGUGGCGGCCAAGGACUGGCUGCAGGAGGCGGGCGUGCACGACGCCUACAUGCGCGACAAGGCCACGCCCGAGGUGCGCGCGCACGUGGAGCGCAUGUGCCCGCUGUUCCGCAAGCUGGACCCGGCCUUCCACGGCGCCAGGAAGAACGCAGAGACCGUCGAGCGGGAGGACAACGACAGCACGGAGGACGCCGAGAGCGCGGAGGAGGAGAGGAAGAAGGAGAGGAAGAAGCAGCGCCUUGACGUGUACGAGCUUGAGCGCUCUAAAUUGCAGUGCGAGGUGGAAGCCAAACAGGUCCAGCUGCUGCUAGAGAAGGCUGCUGCGCGCAAGAAACUUGAUCAGCUUGGAGUACCCAAGGAAGAGAUCGACCGCCUUCUGCCACUG